This is a messenger RNA of Danaus chrysippus (African queen), 459 nucleotides long. Lineage: Eukaryota; Metazoa; Arthropoda; Insecta; Lepidoptera; Nymphalidae. The record is from the annotation of a GenBank genome assembly.
AUGCACUCCAUCCCCUCAGUGGAGGCCUGUGGGCUGUACCCAGGCCCCAGGGCCCAGAUCCCGGCUCCUACCUCCCGCUCUAAUGACCGCCGUACAAAAGCGCAAAUGAUACGGAAUCCAAUUAAGUCGCUGCCGCAGAGCGGUGCGGUGCAGUCGAGUCGCAGUGUUACAUUAUUUCAUUUGGAUUUGGUAAUUGAUGAUCGCGUCGCCAUCGCCCGGGGACUACAAUCCUUGUCAAAUUUUGGUCGGGGCUCUGUUGUGGGGUGGCUCGUGACCGUGUGUCGUGUGCAGCUGAACCAAUCUGUUUGUGUACAUUACAUGUACGACAAUUGUGAAGUCAAUCCAAUGUUCAAAGCUUACAAUGGUCGGACAAUGUGUGAUAUGCGGGCCUACUCCAGGGUUAGUGCUGCACCACAAAUGACCCCCAUGCUCCGGUCACAGAGCGAUACCAUCUCAUAA